CUCACUCAUCGCCGUCUCUCUCUCUUCUUCCCUCAAUCAUCCACGGUCCUUUGCUUCAGCCAUGUCGGCGGCGGUCCACCCGCUCAACCCUCACCAUAUUUCUCAUUAUUCUCGUUCAAACUUGCCCGCAGUAACUCAAAGCAUCGCUGGGCCCAGCGUCAUGGCCAAUGCGUCUCCAGUCACAACCAGGAAGCGCAAACGCGCCCACCAAUACACCGUCAGCUACAGCGAAGUCAAGGAGCUCGACAGCGACGGCAAGGUCAGGGAGGUCAUCGUCAUCGAGGACACUCCCCCUCCACCAACUCUCUCACCCGCCACGACACACAACGGUGGUUACUCAGCCUCCUACCAGCCUCCAGCGUUAGCUCCUAUCCGCACACGAGCAAGAGCAGCAGCAGAGGCUCAGGCAAUGUCUUCGAGCUCUUCGUCCGUCCUGACAGCCCCCGCUCCAAAGAAGCGAAAGCGGGAUCACCAGGAUGAGGUCCGUGCGCCCCCUGCAAAGAAAGCCGCUGCUGGUGGCCAACAGUCCAAUGCAACCAAUGCCGCCAAUGCAUGGGACAACCGGACCGUUGCUGCUACCGACGACUCAUCUAAAGGCGCUCCUCCAUGUGACGACAAGGAGGGCCACUACAUCAUUGUCCCAGACGACAUGAUUUUCAAGCGCUAUCGCACGGUGCGGCUGCUAGGACAGGGCACCUUCGGUAAGGUGGUGGAAGCCAUUGACACACAAACGAACAACCGCGUUGCUAUCAAGAUUAUCCGGGCCAUCCCUAAAUACCGCGACGCAAGUAAGAUUGAAGUGAGGGUCCUCCAGAAACUCAAGGAGCGUGAUCCUCUCAACCGAAACAAAUGUAUUCACCUCCUACACUGGUUUGACCAUCGCAACCAUAUAUGUCUCGUCUCCGAGCUUCUGGGGAUGUGCGUCUACGAUUUCUUGAAGGAGAACGACUUUGCUCCCUUCCCCCGGCACCACAUCCAAGAUUUUGCCAGACAAUUGUUCGGCAGUGUCGCAUUCCUGCAUGAACUCAGGUUGAUCCACACCGACUUAAAACCCGAGAAUAUCCUUCUCGUCCACAAUGACUACAGAACCAUCAAUGUACCUAUCCCUGGCAAGCGCAACGGUGCCACAAAACCCAAGAAAAUCCUCAACUCGACAGAGAUUCGCUUAAUCGACUUUGGCUCAGCGACCUUCGAGUCAGAAUACCACUCCACGGUGGUAUGCACGCGUCAUUACCGUGCACCCGAGAUCAUUCUUGGUCUUGGUUGGUCGUUCCCCUGUGAUGCUUAUUCGCUAGGGUGCAUCCUCGUCGAGUUCUACACAGGGUUGGCACUGUACCAAACCCACGACAACCUGGAGCACUUGGCGAUGAUGGAGAUGGUCAUGGGCAAAAUGCCUGAACGGUUCGCUCGAGCUGGUGCUCGUUCCAAGCCCGAGUUCUUCAAAGAAGGCGCCAAACUCGAUUGGCCGAAGGCAAAGUCAACACGACAAAGCAAGAAAGACGUCAAGUCAACUCGUCCUCUGGCGCUGACGGCACGACAGGAUGUCAUCCCCCCAUAUGACCACAUCAACCGACAAUUCUUGAACCUGGUGCAGAAGCUACUGGCCUUUGAUCCAGCACAGAGGAUCACUGUCAGAGAAGCGCUCGCCCACCCCUACUUCUCUCUGACAAUACCGGAAGAAAACUAAGCCCGGACUACUUCCUCUAUUUUUUGCUUUGCUUUCUCCUCGUUUCCAUCGCCUCAUCAUUGUUCAUUGUGCCACUAUCAACAGUCAAAGAUUCGCAACACUGUAACACAAAGAAGUCACGACGCCCGGCUCCAGGACCACCGACGUCUUGGAAGCAUGUCCACCAUGGAUGACACCUUUUUUUGCCCCAGCUGGCUUGUACUACAUUAUGCAUUCAUUUAGAUCAUCACCUAUCAGAUGAACAACCGGUCGCUCAUUACAACAAACCCAGUAACCCUCGUUCGUCCCCCGCCUUUCAUCUUCCUUCUUGCAUCCACUGGCCACAUAUCUUGCUUAGGGCGGCGCCAUUUUCUACAAACCCCCUCGUUCGCGUCUGGUAACAACGAAACGGACUCCUUUGUCCCUUAGCCUUGUAUACUGUUCCCUCUCAACCCUCGUUUUGUUUUAAUAUUUCCUUAUUCUUAUACUUGGAACUCGACCAUUCCCCGUUCGUUUCUUCUCUCUAUUCACGUUUUUCUCUUCUCUUUCUGGUUGCCUGGAUGCGUUUAAUCUGAUACGAUCUCGACGUUUGUGUAUAAAUAUAGUCAAUAAUAGAGCGGCCAAGUCCCGGAAACCGUCAAAC
Coprinopsis cinerea okayama7#130 is the source of this 2309-nucleotide messenger RNA. Its product is annotated as CMGC/CLK protein kinase. Gene Ontology annotation, biological process: protein phosphorylation. The record is from RefSeq and is a predicted model, not a curated record. Gene Ontology annotation, cellular component: nucleus. Gene Ontology annotation, molecular function: ATP binding; protein kinase activity. The transcript is spliced from 8 exons. NCBI's taxonomy places the organism in Eukaryota, Fungi, Basidiomycota, Agaricomycetes, Agaricales, Psathyrellaceae. The coding region runs from base 62 to 1687 and encodes 541 amino acids.